AUGAAUAAUAAAAAUCUUAAACCAACGGAUAACAAAAAUACUACGGACGGAAACAGAUUAACAAGAAGCAGGACACAAGAAAAUCCUGAACUUAAAAGUAUUGUAGAAGAUCGUAAUUACGCGUCAGCCUUUUUACAAAGCCGUAAAACACCGCGCUCACCAACAGAACGAAGAACAUUUGACUUCACACCAGAAGUCACAGCCGAGGCGUCAAACGCGAAUACAAAUCUAGGUGCAAUACCCAGAACAAAGAAUGUUAAAAAUCUAACAGUAAACACUAACCAAACGGAAAACGGAAGUGCCAACUGGCAAAACAAGAGUAUAGGAUUUACAAUUAACCCAAGUAACGAAGCAGAUAAUAACAAACAAACAGGAAUAAGUCCCCAGGAUAACAGAAACAAUACCGAAAUACUAAACGAAACAAUAAACAACAGCUGCAAAAACGACAUAUCCCUACUCGAAAUUGAAGGAAUCACAGAACAACCAAGCCUAAUAGGAAAUCUGGACGGAGAGAAUAGCGAAGGAAAUUUAACACUCACCUGCGUAAGUCCGAGAAAGAAAAUGACAGACCAACAAAUUCAAAUCCAACCUCUAAGAUUACCCUUGAAAUACGUAGCAAACCUAGUACCCGAAUUCGACGGGAAAAAUAUUUCAGUUACCGAAUACCUUGAAAAAGUAAAACAUGCUAAAAACAUUAUAACACCCGUAGACGAACCAAGCCUAAUCCCGAUCCUAAAAAUUAAAUUAAAAGGAGAGGUAUACAAAGCACUAAUAAACUCACCGAUAAAUAACGUAAACGAUUUUAUUCAGGCAAUAAAGUCAUUAUUCCCAUCCACCGAAAAUAUACACAGUUUAUAUGGAAAAUUAACAGAACUAACACAAAAACCAGGCGAAACAGUACUUAGCUACGGGAAUAGAUUACAGGAACUAGUAAUACAAAUUAAAGACUUAAAAAGAAUGGAAACAGGCAUAAACCAACAAAUCAUACAGGACUUUGACAGGACGAUUAAAAACGACGCAGUAAAAAGCUUCAAAAAUGGGCUAAAGCAGGAAAUUAGAAUAGAAUUAAAGCAGAAAGACGAUUUAAACGUCCUUAUACAAGAGGCCAUCGACAUCGAAUCAAGGUUAAAGAAACAAAACAUGCUGAGAGGCGACUCAGCUAGCGUACUAUGUAGCCUCGAGAAAUACGACGCAAACCCAGUAACGUAUACGUGUCAAAUAUGCAAAGAACCAAACCACGAAGCAUUAUUUUGCAAUAACGCGGCAUGUGUAUACUGCAAAAACAAAGACCACAUAUCAUACAAUUGUAAAUUCGCUAGAAACAAGAUAGAGCUUAUUUGUAAAUAUUGCAACACCCAGGGACAUUCCAUAGACGCAUGUAGAAUGAAUAGAUCAAAAGGAAAUUAUUGCCAAUAUUGCCAUGUAAUGGGUCACACGGUCACCCAAUGCCCAUUCAUAAUUGAAUAUGAAACAUGCUGGAAGUGCAAAGGAAGCGGUCACGAUCCAAACACCUGCACAAGAUUCCCAAAAAUUACGGAACUCUGCGAAAUUUGUAAUAGUAGGUACCAUACAGCCGAAAAUUGCCCAACACCUAUGUGCCCACUCUGCAAUAAAUUGGGCCAUACUAUAAAACACUGUCCAUUAACGAAAAACAAUAGACUCCAAUUGAUCAUGUGCACAAACUGCAACGAAGAAGGCCAUGAUGCAGAAGAAUGCGAAGGGGCAAGAGUCUUCCAAACUAGGACACACGAAAUUAAAUACCAAAAUCGUAACCAAUUAGGUCACUCGGCAGGAAGCUACUAUGAGUUGAGAAACCCUCAACGUAGAUCAAAUGACUUGUAUGGAGAUAAUCACAAUUUUAACCAUAAUAAUAGUAACUUCCAGAGAAAAUAUAACUACAACGGAAAUUUUAACGGCAAUAAUCACUUCAGAAAUAAUAAUGGCAAUGGAAAUUUUAACAGCAAUAACUACUCCAGAAAUAAUAAUAGCAACAGAGAUAACCCGAGACACACGAACGAACCGCGAAAAUUUUGCGACUAUUGUAGAACCCCCAAUCAUACAAUAAAAGAAUGUAGAAAACUGAAAGCCAUCGAACUACGAGCACAAAAAAGAGAUAUUUGUUCCUACUGCGAAGAGCCAGGACACUUAAUAGACGCAUGCAGGAAACUAAAAAGCCUGGAAAAUAGCGUCGGAAAAAUCUGCAACCUGUGCAAAAGUACGAAUCACACAACAGAAGAAUGCCACAGAGGGCAAAACCACCAACAGCACAGACAGGGAAACGAAUAG
Messenger RNA from Osmia lignaria (orchard mason bee), 2286 nucleotides. The record is from RefSeq and is a predicted model, not a curated record. NCBI's taxonomy places the organism in Eukaryota, Metazoa, Arthropoda, Insecta, Hymenoptera, Megachilidae.